Messenger RNA from Nezara viridula (southern green stink bug), 1110 nucleotides. NCBI's taxonomy places the organism in Eukaryota, Metazoa, Arthropoda, Insecta, Hemiptera, Pentatomidae. The record is from the annotation of a GenBank genome assembly.
AUGGCUCCUCCAGUUGUUGAAUCACUAAACAGUGAUGAAAAAGCAAUUAUUGAUUUCAUUAACAAAAACGAUUUAAGUGGUUUGAAGGCACAUAUGAGUCAACUUGGAAUUAAACCUACCCUUGUUGAUGAACAUGGUAUGACCCCACUUUCACAUGCUGCUUAUAAAGGAUAUUUUGAAAUAUGUCAGUAUUUGUUGGAUCAAGGAGCUGAUCCUAAUGCUUCUCAUCACCAACAUGGUUACUCAGCUUUGCAUUUUGCAGGCUUAAGUGGAAAUGUGGAACUAUGUCAACUUUUAUUGGAAGCCGGCGCUAAUAUGUCGGCACUAAAUUCAGUAGGACGGACAGCAGCUGAAACUGCAGCGUUUGUUGGAAACUACAGGUGUGUUAGCAGUAUUAAUAAUUACCUGCCAAAAUCAGAAGUAGAUUACUAUAGUGUUAUUCAUGGUCUGGAAACUGAACCUAAAUUAUCUCCAGGUCUUGCUGCACCUCUUCAUAAAUUCAUUAUCCAAGUAAAUGUACACCCUGUGAGGAUAUCCCUAAACCUUCAACCUAAACUAAUAAAACAUCUUAAACAAAUUAAGAAUGUUUUAGAACUUAUGUGUUCAAAAGAAAUGAGAAAGGGUUCAGGUUCUAAUGAAAUAAUGGCUUUCAAACUUCAUUAUUUAUCUGCUAUAAUUGCAGAAAUACAGAAAUAUCAAGUUCCUGAAAAACAGUCAGAUGCGGUGGAAACUUUUGUUCGAAAAAUCUUGAGAAGUGGGCGAGGUGAGGGUUACAUGGAUCUUUUAAUCAGAGAAGCCGUGAGGGAAUUUCCAUAUAGAAACAGUGCACUCCUAAUACAGAUGGUGACUAGUUUAGCUAAGAAAAAUGAAUCCCCAGAAGCAUUGAGUGUUGUGACUCAAGCAAUUAAUGGCCAACAUGGGUUUCUAUCCGACGUGGUCACUUGUGCUACUUGCGCUGAAGAAAAUCCUGCCAAAAAAUGUUCCAAGUGUCGCCAAGUGCAAUAUUGUGAUAGGGAAUGUCAAAGACUUCAUUGGUUUAUUCAUAAGAAAGAGUGCAAUAGAAACACUGAUGAUUUAAGCAAUAAACUAGAUACUAUGAAGGUAGAUUAA